This is a messenger RNA of Aethalodelphis obliquidens (Pacific white-sided dolphin), 4793 nucleotides long. RefSeq names its product ZFP1 zinc finger protein (gene ZFP1). The record is from RefSeq and is a predicted model, not a curated record. The transcript is spliced from 2 exons. Gene Ontology annotation, biological process: negative regulation of transcription by RNA polymerase II; regulation of immune system process; regulation of cytokine production. Bases 1552 to 2649 code for a protein of 365 amino acids. NCBI's taxonomy places the organism in Eukaryota, Metazoa, Chordata, Mammalia, Artiodactyla, Delphinidae. Gene Ontology annotation, molecular function: RNA polymerase II cis-regulatory region sequence-specific DNA binding; DNA-binding transcription repressor activity, RNA polymerase II-specific. Gene Ontology annotation, cellular component: PcG protein complex; transcription regulator complex; chromatin.
UCAUUUACGGAUGUGACUGUGGACUUCACCCAGGAGGAAUGGGAGCAACUGGACCCCUCCCAGAGGAUCCUCUACAUGGACGUGAUGCUGGAGAAUUACAGCAACUUACUAUCAGUGGGCUUUCUGAAGUCCAAGCAGUUAGGAGCUGUGUUCCAUUAUCAAGUUCUCUGAUAUUAUCAAACCAGAUUUUCAUGUUGGAUCAGUGAGAAGAGUUAUGGAUACCAGAGUUAGAAUUUCCAGUUCACAACUUUCUAGGGAAGAUGUGGAAGGUCGGAAGGAGAAUCAGAUAGAAGCCAGUGGAAGUAAUAUCCUAGAGAUUGUGAAUGGGUUGGUAUCUUUGAAAUAUUUUUUAGGAAUCUAUUUUUCAAAUCCCUAAACCUUUAGAGGUAGCUGAGAACAGAUGACUUGUGCACCUCAUAUCCUGAGUCAUACCUCCAGAUAUCAGUCUCUUGCUGCUUAACGUUUUUCCUGUUUAAUUUCUAUAGCUUUUCACCUCUCACACUCAAGCCUUGAUUCUUGCCUAACAUGUUUUAAACCUUUGUUCAGUGAUUAGUUCCUCUUUCAUUAGUAUUCUCACUUAGCCAGAAUGGUGACUUCUAUAUUUUAGGUCAUGGGAAUUGGCUUAGUAGCCUCAAGGAAAAUACAAACUUUUCAGUACAAGAGUGAUGCAAAUGGCAGCAGGAUCACAAGAGUCAGGAAUAACCAGUAAUACAGAGAUCAGAGUAAAGGUUCUUUAAGCAUAGCUUGAGGCCGGGUAAAUUUGAUCCUUAAGAUUCCUUCAAAUAAAAGCAGGGACAAGAUUGGUUUGAGGAAGAAAUUAAACACAUGAAAAGGAGAAAUACAGGAUACAGUGAUGGAAACACUUUCUCUCUCCAACAACUUCAAUAGAAAAAGUAGUGCAACCCGCAGUAGCAGUGAGCAAUUCUGUCAAAAAUAUCUUAGAUCCGUUUUAUAUUUCCUACAGAAUCUAUGAAUUUCUGGAUUUUGCCUUCCACUUGGAAAAGUCCUACUUGGGAGAUUUGGAGCUCUGCAUAGGGUUCUCUCUGCAAACCUGUGAGAAAGGUUGCCUUUAGGAUGUUAUUGGUGCAGAUGAAAGAAGGAGAGAAAAGGGGAAGGAGCCUCGAGCAUGUAGGUGAGGUGGCCAUCCGACCACAGUAAUUCAGAGUCUCAGUGUUGGCUGCUCAACUUAGACCUGCCUGGGUUUUUUCCCUUAACAUUUCCUUAUUUUCUUGGUCUGUACCAACUGGUGUCCUUGAGGACACCAAAUAGACUUUGUCUCUGGAAUUGCCAGCCUUCUUACAUCAUUUGUUUUUAUUUAUUUCCCUUCACCCACUUUUAAGGCCGUUUUGUAAUCUGGCAGUGCUAUUUGUGCCCAUUUUGCCACAGGCUUUGUCUUUUUCUUUCAGAGUUUAAGAGCUAGGAGCACUUGGAACUGGGGACUUUUUUAUACUGGAAGACUGGGUCCCAAACUAAAGAGGUAGCCCUACAAUGGAACAUUUGUGGAGUCUUCACAUUCCGUAACAUUGUGGUGAAAGGGUUGACAGAUAUUUCAUGUGCUCUUUCCUAGAGGUAUGGAAGGCUGAUGACCAGAUGGAGAGGGACCACAGAAACCCAGAUGAGCAGGCAAGGCCAUUUAUAAUCUUUAAGAACCAAACCCCAAUUGAAGAAAGAGAUAAUCUCUUUGGCAAAACAUUUAAUCUUAGCACAGACUUUGUUUCUUUAAGACAAGUACCCUAUAAAUAUGACUUAUAUGAAAAAACUUUGAGAUAUAAUUCAGACUUACUUACUAGCGAUAGAAGCUAUAUAAGAAAGAAAGACGACGACUGUAAUGGAUUUGGAAAAGCACUCCUCUAUCUGAAGCAAGAGAAAACCCAUACUGGAGUGGAAUACUCUGAAUAUAAUAGAAGUGGAAAAGCCUUCAGCCAUAAAGAAGGCAUUUUUAAACACCAGAAAAUCAGAAAUUUGGUGCAACCUUUUAUCUGUAAUUAUUGUGACAAGGCAUUCUCAUUUAAAUCACUCCUUAUUAGUCAUAAGAGAAUACAUACUGGAGAAAAACCUUAUGAAUGUAACGUGUGUAAGAAAACCUUCUCCCAUAAGGCAAACCUCAUUAAACAUCAGAGAAUCCAUACUGGGGAGAAACCCUUUGAAUGUCUUGAAUGUGGAAAAGCUUUCACCCACCAGUCAAACCUCAUUGUACACCAGCGAGCACAUAUGGAGAAGAAGCCCUACGAAUGCAGUGAAUGUGGCAAGACCUUUGCCCAGAAAUUUGAACUUACUACACACCAGAGAAUUCAUACUGGAGAACGACCCUAUGAGUGUAAUGAAUGCGCCAAAACCUUCUUCAAGAAAUCAAACCUCAUUAUACACCAGAAAAUUCACACAGGGGAGAAACGCUAUGAGUGCAGUGAAUGUGGAAAAUCCUUUAUCCAGAACUCACAACUCAUUAUACAUAUGAGAACUCAUACCGGAGAAAAACCCUAUGAAUGUACUGAAUGCGGCAAAACAUUCAGCCAGAGGUCAACUCUUAGAUUACAUUUGCGAAUCCACACAGGAGAGAAACCAUAUGAGUGUUCUGAAUGUGGGAAGGCCUUCAGCAGGAAGUCCCGACUCAGUGUCCAUCAGAGGGUUCAUACCGGGGAUAAACCCUGAGACUGCAGCCAGGUUGUACUGUGAGAACCCUUCCAAUAGGGAGAAACCUUGCAAAGGUGCUGAAGGAACAUGGGAACUCAUACUGAGAGACAAUCUGUCAACUCAAAGUGUGUAAAAAUGAGGUCCCCUAAGAACAAUAUUGUACUGAUAGUUAGGUAUAUGAUACCCAACUAAAGAAUACAUAUCAGAAUAUAUCCAAUUGUAAAUAGACGUACUUGGCUGUAUUACAGUGAGUUUUUUAAAAUCUUGAAUAAUUCAUUCAAUAAUGAAAUAUUCUGGGCAGCAAGCAGCAUAAAGGAGCUAGAGACAGUACCCUAGGAAUUGAGUGGUUAUGUGUGAGAAUAUGCCACCAAAAAAAACUGUAUUUUAGAUCUGCACAUGUAAAUUUAACAGACACUAAGAGUUUGGAAUUCUUGUCUUGAUAAUCAAAUUAGGACACAUCAAACAUGAUUUUCCAUACUGAACAUGUGUUUUUCAGUACCUUUACAAUCCUGUCUGCAUUCCAGAUGAAACACAUAACAGAUUUCCAUAGCAUGUAGCAUAUGUUUUCUCCUCCUCCUUGCUGGCAUAUAUAAGUUGGUAUGACCAUUGUUAUUGAGCUGCCUCUUCAAUCAACAGAAGACAAUGUUGUUGAAGUUUUAACCUGGGUUUGCUGAAGAUUUCCUAGAAGUAUUAUUGACAUAAAUAUGCAAGUGUGAGAUAAUUAAGAGAGACUGAAGAGUGAAAGGCAGCAGAUGUGGGUUCUGUCACUCAGUGUGCACCAGGGAAUAAAUGGGCUGUGUAAAGCAUAGCCACACCCAUCAUGCUCUUGUUAUUUUCCACUGGGAUAUUUACAUACAAAUGCAAAUGCAUGUCUUUUACCAAAAUAUUGUAUAACCCAGAAACUACAUGUAUUUUUGGGUGUUUCGCUAUUUCCCUUAAUAUUUUAUAAAUUGUCUUGCAAAAAAUAGGAUGCAUAUGUAGUUCAAAUGUUACAUUUCAGAGACUUUAGAGGAAAAAUAAUUUAAGAAACUGUCAAUAAAUGUCUUAUAUUGCUUUUUAAAUUUUCCAUGUGCUUAGUCCACUUUAGAAAUAAAUUUUUGCAGAAUUCUCUUUAAAGGAGGCAUUUCUUCCAUGAAUUUCACUAUCAUCAACCAAAAGCAUUUCCCUUUGGAACCUGACUUAGCGUAAGUUACAACUUUGCUUUAAAGGCUCACAAACACUUCAUAAAUUAGACUUUAGUGAUCUCCCCAUAUAUUGAUUAUUAACCUUUAAAAAUUUAUUUUUGCAUAACUCAAAGAUUCCAUUUUAGGCUUCAUUUCAAAUUCACCAGUUCCUGUCCUUAUCCAUCACAAAUCAUGCAUUAGAAUUGUAAAUGGCCACUGUAACUGGCCUUUUUUUCUUUUGUUUUUGAAGAUUAUUGAUGUGCUAUGACUGUAUAUGAAUGUGAAUGAUUUUUCUGAACAAAUUUAUCAGAAUAUCCGUAGUCCAGUAAGUCUUUGUCUUUCUAAAUUGUCAUCUUAUCUAUAAUAAUGGCAAGGAAGCAAGGGAAGAGGUUAACUUCCUACACUGCUGUUAGAAAUGCAAAUUGUGACAACCUCCUUGGAAAUAAUUGACUCUGUCUUCUAACGUUAAGAACACACAUGCAGUUGGCUCUUGAACAGCACCAGUUUAAUAUGCGCAGGUCUGCUUAUACACGGAUUGUUUUCAGUAAAUGCUACAGUCCUACACAAUCCAUGGUUGGUUGAAUCUGUAGAUGCAGAACCUUGGAUACGGAGGACUGACUUUAUACUUGGGUUUUCGACUACACUGAAAAUCCGUGCCUUUAACCCCUGUGUUAUUCAAGGGCCAACUGUACUCUUCAACCCAGCAGACUCACUUCUGGGAAUCCAUCACUAAGAAAAAAAAUAACGUGCCAGGACCUAAGACUAUGUGUUUAUCAAUGUAUAUUGUAGUUUUUGGUAAGGACAAAAAAGGAAACAAUGUGAAUGACCAUCAGUAAGGGAAUGAUUGAACAAACUGUGGUAAAGAUAUACCACAGCUGGACAGUAUUCCAUAGGAAAGAGCGUUUAGGGGCAAAUGCCACCAAGACAGAUGGGGGGAGGGGGGAGAGAAAAAGUGUGUGUGCGUGCCUCUGUGUGUGUGUGUGUGUGUGUGUGUGUGUG